Messenger RNA from Thunnus maccoyii (southern bluefin tuna), 2843 nucleotides. RefSeq names its product Bardet-Biedl syndrome 4 (gene bbs4). Gene Ontology annotation, molecular function: protein binding. The transcript is spliced from 17 exons. The coding region runs from base 486 to 2123 and encodes 545 amino acids. The record is from RefSeq and is a predicted model, not a curated record. Gene Ontology annotation, cellular component: ciliary basal body. Lineage: Eukaryota; Metazoa; Chordata; Actinopteri; Scombriformes; Scombridae. Gene Ontology annotation, biological process: cilium assembly; protein localization to cilium.
AACUUGCAGUAUUUUUUGAUUGCAGAUAUUAAUCCUGAGUACUCAGACAACAGCCUGUUGGUACGCAGAAGAAAACUUCUACUUCAACGCGUCAGUUGACGCGACGCACCGUGACGUCGCCCACGUUCAGAACAGAAUCAGCAGCUCAUUAGAAUAUUCACAGCUGUUUUGUGACAUAACAAAUGCAACAGAAGGUUUGAUAGUUGCUUCGAACCUGUUCACUCAUUUACUCGCAUAUUUCUGAGGGACAGACAAGAAACACAGGAGCGAGAAGCAGAGACAAAGAGGGAGCAAGUUUUAUAUCUGAGUACCUGAAACCCUGAACAGAGGAAGGACAACAUCAGGGGACGAGAUCUACCUGAAUGUGAUCCUGCUGGAGUCCUGUUUUUUUCACCCUGUGAUAUUUCUGAGGGAAGAGCUACAUCAAAGAGGGUCAAGGAAGAAAAAAAAAAAAAGAAAAAGAACCGCAUUCCACAGAUGUAUCCAUGGCAACAGCUUCUAGUGUUGAUCAUCCCAAGAUGGCGGACGAGGAGAAAGCCACAGCGCUCCCACUUGCUUCCGAAGCCAAGAAACGUCGGGCACCUAAAGCUCCAGAGCUUCCUAUUGUGGAAAGGAGAAACUGGUUAAUCCACCAGCACUAUAUCCGCAAAGAUUAUGAUACCUGUAAGGCGAUCAUCAAAGAACAGCUGCAGGAGACUAAUGGAAUGUGUGAAUAUGCCAUAUAUGUUCAAGCACUAAUCUUGCGUCUUGAGGGCAAGAUCCAACAGUCCCUGGAGCUGUUUCAGAGCUGUGCCAUCCUUAAUCCCAACAGCACUGACAAUGUGAAGCAAGUGGCCAGAUCACUAUUUCUCCUGGGAAAGCACAAAGCAGCUAUUGAAUUCUAUCAUGAAGCUGCAAGGCUCAACGAGAAAGACUGGGAGAUCAGUCAUAAUCUGGGGCUGUGCUAUUUCUUCAUCAAAGACUUCAAAAAUGCUGAAGAGCAUCUAAAUGUAGCUCUCCAGUUAAACAAACACGACAAGACUUUCAUGAUGCUCGGGAAGGUUCAUUUGCUGGCAGGAGAAGUUGACAAGGCCAUCGAAGUGUACAAGAGGGCAGUGGAAUUCUCUCCAGAGAACACUGAACUCCUGACUACUCUUGGCCUGCUGUUUCUACAGCUUGGGAAAUACCAAAAAGCUUUUGAGCACCUUGGAAAUGCCCUCACGUUUGACCCCAACAAUUAUAAGGCCAUCCUGGCUGCUGGCAGCAUGAUGCAGACCCAUGGUGACUUUGAUGUGGCCAUGAACAAGUACCGAGUGGCAGCAUGUGCUGUGCCCGAGAGCCCCCCUCUCUGGAAUAAUAUCGGCAUGUGCUUCUUUGGCAAAAAGAAAUACGUAGCCGCUAUCAGCUGCCUGAAGCGAGCUCACUACUUGUCUCCUUUUGACUGGAAAGUGUUGUACAACCUGGGUCUGGUGCACCUGACCAUGCAGCAGUACGCUUCUGCCUUCCACUUCCUCAGCGCAGCCAUCAACCUGAACCCACGGAUGGGGGAUCUCUACAUGUUGCUCGCAGUGGCUCUGACCAACUUGGAGGAUGUAGAAAAUGCCACCAGAGCAUAUGAACAAGCUGUGACUCUGGACGAAUCCAACCCUCUGGUCAACCUGAACUUUGCAAUUUUCCUCUACAACCAUGGUGAUAAGAAGGGAGCUCUGGAUCAAUAUCAGGAGAUGGAGAGGAAAGUAAAUGUGCUAAGAGACGGCAGUAGCAACUUUGAGUUUGAUCCUGAGCUAAUGGACAUGGCUCAGAAGAUGGGAGCUGCCCUUCAGGUGACGGAGAGUCUGGUGUGGACUAAACCAUCCAAAGACUCCAAAUCAAAACCAAACUCAGCAGCAGCAACCAAAACCCCUGGUGCUCCCCUCGGUACUAACCAAGCCCUGGGUCAGGCCAUGUCUUCUGCUGCCAGCUACAACAGAAACAUCCAGCUACCAACAGGAGUUUCUAAAGGCCCUUCCAUGCCCCUUGAGUCAGAACCUGAUGUGGAGAAAGCCCCCAGCCCGCCCUCCGAUCCUCCAGGCUCCCCAGAACCCGCAGAGCCAGAGAACCCCAAACCCAAAACUUCUAAGAAAAAGUCAAAGGUGGAAGAAUGAAUUAGCUUGGAGGCUACACUCUCAUUUGACAGUAUAGAUCUCUCCCAUGUUUAUGGAGGCAAAUUAAGACUCUUGAACACAAAACAAGCUUAUGUGGUUUUCUAGCUCAUUGUAGUUAGAUAUGAAGCUUGAGCUAUCGUUUUAUGGUUUAGGUACACGGUGCACAGACAUGUUCUACACAAUAAUUCACUUCUACACAGAAAAGGGCAAGGGUCAAGUUUCCGCCUACUUGUUCAUUUUUGUCGUACCAUAUAUUUCAGGAAAAUGGAAAGUCAUCACAACAAUUAUCACUAUUUCUUGUAAAUUAAUGUGGAUGUGAGAGGUUUGGUGCACAUGUCAAAUUCAAUCCUAAAAGAUGUUGCAGUUUGAGAGCGGCUCUUAUUUAACAAAAAAAAACAAAACAGUAAUACGGGUGGAUAGUGGAUUAGCUCAGCAAUAAGGUUAAAUGAUGAUUUUUCCUUGUGUUGACAUUUCUAGGGAGGGUGUCAGUCCUUCAGCUGUUGGGCGUUCCUUCAGCUAAAUAAAUGUAAAGGCACUGCUGCGACAAUCACUGCUAAAAAUCCGAAUACAGAGAUGGAUGUUUUUGAAUAGCUGUUUGUAUGAUAGGACUCCUUUUUUGAGGAAUGAGUGUAAAUAGUGAUACAUGCUUUUAUAUGUGGAUAAAUGUUAUGUUUAUAUAGAGUAAUGUAUUUAAUAAUAAAUCAGAGUCUUACAAGAAAA